Molecule: messenger RNA, 487 nt
Organism: Fusarium verticillioides 7600
Lineage: Eukaryota; Fungi; Ascomycota; Sordariomycetes; Hypocreales; Nectriaceae
Exons: 1
Coding region: 111-446 (111 amino acids)
Source: RefSeq, a predicted model, not a curated record
GAGUAUCUGUAUAUCGAACCAGAAUAAACUCGACAAGGACGGGGGGAGAUUGAUUGCUCUUUUUAGGCACAGUAAAAGCCCACGACGCGUCUCUGUGGAGAGGCGGGAGAAUGCUCGAUUGGCUAUUGUCGCGAUGCAGAGCGUAUUCGGGAGAAAGGGUCCGGUAUCCGGCUGCUGUUAGUCUGUCAAUCUUGCAGUACACACACACACAUGUUGGAUACAAAAGCGUUUGGUCUUGCUUCUCGAAGGGGGCCACUCGGCCUGGCUUCUGGUGUUUGUUGGCUAGUCGAGACAAUGCCUGUUAUGAAAUCAAGCCACGCUUGAUUGAACCUGGUACUGGUUGCUAUUGGAGUGUUGACUCGGAUGGGUUCAAUCAGGUCAACUUUGACAUCUUGAGUCGUGACGUGAUUUCGGGUAUAAUGGUCAUGGACAGUAUGUAUGACUAGGUCAAGAUGAAAGAGCGUUAUUACCACGAUUUGCAUAAAAU